Molecule: messenger RNA, 1932 nt
Organism: Gekko japonicus
Lineage: Eukaryota; Metazoa; Chordata; Lepidosauria; Squamata; Gekkonidae
Product: OTU domain-containing protein 7A-like
Exons: 10
Biological process (GO): protein deubiquitination involved in ubiquitin-dependent protein catabolic process; protein K48-linked deubiquitination; protein K11-linked deubiquitination
Cellular component (GO): nucleus; cytoplasm
Molecular function (GO): cysteine-type deubiquitinase activity; K63-linked polyubiquitin modification-dependent protein binding
Source: RefSeq, a predicted model, not a curated record
AUGGGCAGCAGCCAACUGUGGAUCGGACUGGGGGUUGUAUUCGGCCUCCUCCUCCUAGCUGCCAUCAUCGCCGCACUCGCCAGGAUCCAGCUCUACCGAAAGCGGGUGACCCUGCCUUCUCAGGCGAAACCGAUUUCAUCGGUUCCAUCUGAAGAAGAUGGCGGAAGGCCACAAGGGCACUCUGCACAAAGCAGCGGCAGUGGCGGUCGGGGUGGACGCGCUUCAGAGCAGAACAGAUUUAAAAGUCAUCACACCCCAAAGAAGGUGGAGAAGAACUUGAGAUCCCAUUCAACUGACUGUCGUCACAUUCCAGAGGAGGAGGAGGAGAACUUGGAAUCUGGUUCAGUUGGUGGUUGUCAUAAUGUGGAGGAGGAGAAUUUGGAAUCAGAUUCCAGUGACUGUUGUCGUGUUCCAGAGGAGGUGGAGAAGAUCCUGGAAUAUAUUUCAGGUGGUGGUUGUCAUAUUCCAGAGGAGGAGAAUUUGGAAUCAGGUUCCAGUGACUGUUGUCGUGUUCCAGAGAAGGUGAAGAAGAACCUGGAAUCUAUUUCAGGUGGUGGUUGUCAUAUUCCAGAGGAGGAGAAUUUGGAAUCAGAUUCCAGUGACUGUUGUCGUGUUCCAGAGAAGGUGGAGAAGAACCUGGAAUCUAUUUCAGGUGGUGGUUGUCAUAUUCCAGAGGAGAAAGUGGACUUGGAAUCGAAUUCAAGCAAAAACUGGGAUCUGUCUGCCGCCCUGAGUGACUAUGAACAGCUUCGGCAGGUCCACACAGCGAACCUCCCCCAGGUGUUCAAUGAAGGGAAGUACCCCAAGCCGCAGCAGGAGAGAGAGCCUCCGCAGCAAGUGAACAAGAGCGAGCGGCCGUCUCUUCAGAGGCAGGAUGAUAUCGCUCAAGCAGAGAAGAGGCUUUCUAGAGGGAUUUCUCACGCCAGCUCAGCAAUCGUCUCCCUUGCUCGAUCUCACGUGGCCAACGAAUGCAACAGUGAACAGUUCCCACUGGAGAUGCCCAUCUACACAUUCCAGCUCCCUGAUCUCAGUGUUUACAGUGAGGACUUCAGGAGCUUCAUUGAGCGAGAUCUGAUUGAGCAGGCCACCAUGGUUGCGCUGGAGCAAGCAGGUCGUCUUAAUUGGUGGUCCACGGUGUGCACCAGUUGUAAACGGCUUCUUCCUCUGGCAACCACGGGGGACGGAAACUGUCUGCUGCACGCUGCAUCUCUGGGAAUGUGGGGCUUUCAUGACAGGGACCUGGUUCUGCGGAAAGCCCUCUAUACCAUGAUGAGAAGCGGCGCUGAAAGGGAGGCCCUCAAGAGAAGAUGGAGGUGGCAGCAGACGCAGCAGAAUAAGGAGUCGGGGCUCGUUUACACCGAAGAAGAAUGGGAGCGGGAGUGGCACGAACUUCUCAAGCUGGCUUCGAGCGAACCACGCACUCACUUCAGCAAAAACGGAGGCACUGGUGGGGGAGUUGACAACUCGGAAGAUCCGGUGUACGAGAGCCUAGAGGAAUUCCAUGUUUUUGUCCUAGCACAUAUAUUAAGACGGCCGAUUGUUGUGGUUGCGGAUACGAUGCUACGAGACUCCGGAGGGGAAGCAUUUGCACCGAUCCCGUUUGGCGGAAUUUACCUGCCUCUGGAAGUCCCGCCAAACCGAUGCCACUGCUCUCCCCUGGUCCUUGCCUACGACCAAGCGCACUUCUCUGCCCUCGUGUCCAUGGAGCAGAAGGACCAGCAGAGGGAACAAGCGGUGAUCCCUCUGACUGACUCUGAACACAAGUUACUGCCUUUGCACUUUGCGGUUGACCCAGGGAAAGACUGGGAGUGGGGGAAGGAUGACAACGAUAACACCAAGCUGGCCAAUUUGAUUCUCUCUCUGGAGGCAAAACUCAACCUUCUGCACAGUUACAUGAAUGUAACCUGGAUACGCAUACCAUCGGAAACACGG